CUCAACCCUUGCCAUGUCUUCGGUUAACAAUCUGGUAAAGCCCCUGAUCCUGCUCCUCGCUGCGGCCUUGGUUCCCGGCGAGAUGGAUGUGGCGGAGGAGUCCCGGAUAAUAGGGGGCCAGUUCGCUGCUCCUGGCCAGUUUCCGCAUCAGGUGUCCCUCCAGCUGAAUGGUCGCCACCACUGCGGCGGCUCCCUGAUCUCCGACACGGUGAUCGUGACAGCCGCCCACUGCACCAGGGGCCAGAGUCCAGGCCAGAUGAAGGCCAUUGUGGGAACCAACGAUCUGGCGGCUGGUAACGGGCAGACCUUCAACAUCGCCCAGUUCAUCAUCCAUCCGCAGUACAAUCCGCAGAGCCAGGACUUCGACAUGUCGCUGAUUAGGCUGAGCAGCCCGGUUCCCCUGGGCGGAGCAGUGAGGACCAUCGAAAUGGCGGACUCGGACUCCAAUUACGCGGCGGACACGAUGGCAAUGAUCAGUGGCUUCGGCGCCAUCAACCAGAACCUGCAGCUGCCCAACCGCCUUAAGUUCGCCCAGGUGCAACUGUGGAGUCGCGAUUACUGCAACUCCCAGAACAUUCCCGGCCUUACGGAUCGCAUGGUGUGUGCUGGACAUCCCAGUGGCCAGGUGAGCUCCUGCCAGGGUGACUCCGGCGGACCUCUGACCGUCGAUGGCAAGCUGUUCGGAGUGGUGUCCUGGGGAUUCGGUUGUGGGGCCAAGGGACGCCCGGCCAUGUACACCUAUGUGGGAGCCCUGAGGUCCUGGAUCAAGCAGAACGCCAAUGUGUAAAUGGAACCGUAAUUGUCAAAAGCCUCAAAUAAAAAACUAUUGCAACACGA
Drosophila rhopaloa is the source of this 837-nucleotide messenger RNA. RefSeq names its product trypsin-1. The record is from RefSeq and is a predicted model, not a curated record. The coding region runs from base 14 to 787 and encodes 257 amino acids. Gene Ontology annotation, biological process: proteolysis. Gene Ontology annotation, molecular function: serine-type endopeptidase activity. The transcript has a single exon. Lineage: Eukaryota; Metazoa; Arthropoda; Insecta; Diptera; Drosophilidae.